Molecule: messenger RNA, 713 nt
Organism: Labeo rohita (rohu)
Lineage: Eukaryota; Metazoa; Chordata; Actinopteri; Cypriniformes; Cyprinidae
Product: natural killer cell receptor 2B4
Exons: 2
Coding region: 96-713 (205 amino acids)
Source: RefSeq, a predicted model, not a curated record
AAUGAUGUUUGUCAAAAGCCAUAUGUUUAGUCUGGUGUAGUUCUACAUCUUUUUUUUAACAUGUCCUAACAUGAACUAAAGUGAGAUUGUGUAAAAUGUUCUGCACUGUGUUUCUCUCUUCAGGGUUCAGUGCUGAGAUCUCUGUGUUUGUGCAGAUGGGAGCUUCUGUUCAACUGGAUAUACACACACAAGAACUACCAAAGAUUAAUGUCUUCAUAUGGGAAAAAGACAAAUCAACAACUAUAGUUGCAUAUAUAACUGCAAUAAAACAAGUGUUACCUGAAAGUUCUUAUGAGAAGAGAGUAGAGUUUAACACUGAAACCUUCUCUGUGACACUGAAAAACAUGCAAAAAACAGACAGUGGACUCUACAGAGCAAGAUCAGUACAAGAUGAUGAUAAAUUCUUUGCUGAAUACAGAGUAUCUAUUAUAGAUGCUGUGGAGGCUCCUGUCCUGACUUUAAACUCAAACUGGUCCAGCAGUGACUCCUGUACUGUGAACUUCACAUGCAGAGCUCAUGAGCUCAUGAUUAACUCUAGAUAUCAGAACAACAGUUGCUCUACAGAGGAAGUGACAUCAAAUGGGAUCAACACUCUCAUCCUGUACUGCAGUGAGAACUCCAUCACCUGUAACCACAGCAACGCUGUCAGCUGGAAAGAAGACAGAAUAAACAUCACACAGCUCUGUGAAGGUAAAUAUCUGAUUCAACAUUAA